CAGCAUUUCUACCCUAUUUCUACUCUCGUCUUUCACCCUUUUCUUCCAACAACCACAACAACAACUGCAUCAAAACAAAAAUCCGAAAAAAGAAAAAGAAAUGGAAGAAAUCAUGCGAUCUUCUUCUCCUUCACCUCAUCAAUUCCUCUCUAUCUGCCAAGAAACCGUCCCUCCUCUCCAACAGACGCUCCAAUUCAUCGUCCAGAGCCGUCCGGAAUGGUGGGUUUACGCCAUCUUCUGGCAGAAGUCCAGGGACCAAGAUGGACGGCUGGUAUUGGCCUGGGGAGAUGGGCAUUUCCGUGGGACAAAGGAAGUAGAGAAGCUGAAGAUGAAUCAAACCCAUUCGGAGAGGAAGAAGGUGUUGAAAGGGAUUCAGGAAAUGAUCUGCGACAGCCAUCAAGGGAUGGAGAAUUCCAUCGACGGCGAUGUUACAGAUGCUGAGUGGUUUUACGUUGUGUCACUGACGAGAUCCUUCUCGGCCGGAGACGGCGUCCCUGGCCUGGCCUUCAGCUCUGGCUCGUCCCUUUGGCUAGCCGGGAGCCGGGAGCUUCAGAUCUACAACUGCGAUCGGACGAGGGAAGCUCAGAUUCACGGGAUCGAGACGCUUGUGUGUAUUCCUAUGGAGAAUGGAGUGCUUGAAUUGGGAUCAUCGGAUUUGAUACAGGAGAAUUGGGGUCUGGUACAGCAGGCCAAGACUCUGUUUGGGUCGGGUCUUGACUCGGUCACGAAGCUGAGUCAAGCUCCGAGUCGGGAUCUUACUUUUGCAGAUAUAAGGACAGUUUCUGGAGUAGAUGAGAAGCAUGAGAAGCAGCAGCAGCAGCAGAGGGAGAUGAAGAAAGAAGGGGCGACAACGGGGAUGACGGGUCAAUCGUCGUCCGUUGAUUCGGAGCAUUCCGAUUCGGAAGGCCCACCCACUGUCGAGAAGCGUAGGCCGAAGAAAAGGGGGAGGAAGCCUGGGAACGGUCGGGAUAUGCCGCUCAACCACGUGGAAGCGGAGCGGCAACGGCGGGAGAAGCUCAACCAUCGGUUCUACGCCCUGCGAGCUGUCGUCCCCAACGUCUCCCGAAUGGACAAGGCAUCUCUACUCGCAGACGCGGUCGCGUACAUCAACGAGCUCAAAUCGAAAGUGGAAGAACUACAGUCCGAGCUGAACAAGGACCCCAAGAAGGUGAAGAAAGAGUUAGUAGAUCUCGUCGAACACGGCCCCACAACCGACGGUGACGGUAGCGGAAGCCCCUCGAAGCAUGGGGUCAUGGAGAUAGAGGUGAAGAUCAUUGGAUCGGAUGCGAUGAUCAGGAUACAAUCGAAGAAUCUGAACCAUCCAGCCGCGAGGAUGAUGGACGUGCUACGUGAUCUGGAGCUGCAAGUACACCAUGCGAGUGUGUCGAGUGUAAAGGAGCUGAUGCUGCAGGACAUUGUGGUGAGGCUCCCUGAAGGGCUGCAGAGUGAGGAGUGUUUGAAAGCUGCCCUGUUUCAGAAAUUGGAGAAGGUGUAGUCUACUCGCACUUUCCUGUAACUUCAAUAAGCUGAUGUGGAAAAAAAAAAAAAAACAAA
Magnolia sinica is the source of this 1554-nucleotide messenger RNA. RefSeq names its product transcription factor MYC2-like. The transcript has a single exon. Gene Ontology annotation, cellular component: nucleus. The record is from RefSeq and is a predicted model, not a curated record. Bases 101 to 1495 code for a protein of 464 amino acids. Gene Ontology annotation, biological process: regulation of DNA-templated transcription. NCBI's taxonomy places the organism in Eukaryota, Viridiplantae, Streptophyta, Magnoliopsida, Magnoliales, Magnoliaceae. Gene Ontology annotation, molecular function: DNA-binding transcription factor activity; transcription cis-regulatory region binding; protein dimerization activity.